UCAAGAUUUUUGUACUUUUGAUUGGCAUUUUGUCGAUGAGAGCCCUGGUUUAAACUUUCAUUAUUUUUUGUUUUGCAACUUGCAUCAAUAACCACCCUAAUUUUAUCUUUUUCUGGUCUAUAAAUGGCAUGAUGCGGAAUAUAAUGUAUUUUUUCAGAAUUAUCAUUUUCAACAAUUUCGAGCACUCCCUCAUUUAAUUGCUCUUUGAAUAUUUCGUCAUAUUUUUUAAGUGUUUUUUCUCUCAAUUCUUUAUCUGGGAUUUUUAUAAUUUUUUGCCAGAUGCCCUUUAAACGUUGGAAUGAAAUCCAAAAAUUAUCGGGAAGUGUAUACUCUUUAUUUUUCCAGGGUAGAGCAACUUUAUAACGGCCCAUCUUGUCACGCCUUAUAUUUUUCAAAAAAAGUUCGUAGGCGAUUUUAUCGUCAUUUUGGUAUGGGCAUUCACUUAUUCCUAUCCCCUCAAGAUUCCAAAAAUUUUCAAUAGUUUCAUCCGAAAAUAAUGUAUUCAU
Messenger RNA from Meloidogyne enterolobii, 506 nucleotides. NCBI's taxonomy places the organism in Eukaryota, Metazoa, Nematoda, Chromadorea, Rhabditida, Meloidogynidae. The record is from the annotation of a GenBank genome assembly.